Molecule: messenger RNA, 1161 nt
Organism: Diachasma alloeum
Lineage: Eukaryota; Metazoa; Arthropoda; Insecta; Hymenoptera; Braconidae
Exons: 3
Coding region: 1-1161 (386 amino acids)
Source: RefSeq, a predicted model, not a curated record
AUGGAUAAUUUUAUACCAGUCCUAGACACUGAAGACACAGUCUUGAUCGACUAUGAUGAAUCUGGACAGGAGAUUCACUAUUUUUACCGUGAGGCCGAUGAGACGAUAAUCCCGAGUCCUCGUUUCCUAGAAAUUUGUCGAGAGAUACAGGAAGCCGAGACGGAGUGUGAGGAACAGGGAGGAACUUCCAGAGAAGCUGACAGGGUGAAUGAUUCUCAAACCUCUAGAGGAAUGACUCACGGAGACUUGCAGAUCGGGGUCAUUUAUAUAUCCAGCACUGACAUCGACAGUGAUAGCAGUAGUGAUGAGUCGCUUCAAUUGAGUGAUUCAAUCCUACGGAGGCUUGCAACACUCACAAAGCGAAGGAACGGUGAAAAUGAUCACCCGGAAAAUGAUCAGAAGAAACGAAGAAUGACAGCUCAAAAGAACUCUUCAAUGCAUUCUGGACUUGUCACUCGGUCCUCAAUAGCUCGUCGCUCAGUUGAAUCGAAAGCUCAGCCCUCAACACUUCCUGCUCGCCUUCCAAAAUCAUCAGCUCGUCCCCUAGCUACAGUUACAGCUCAGUCUUCCGCUUGCCCAUAUCACACAGAGCCUUCAGUUGCAGCUCAGGCAGGUCCCUCGAUCUCCCAAACGAGAUCUAUUCACCCAGGAUUAGAUGCCUCAGUUGCUAAAGCAGGUCCCUCAGGCUCUAGCGCUGGAGUAUGUCGUCCACUGGUCAAAGGUGUAGCAGGAUCGUCCACUUCUAGGGCUGGAGCGCAUCAACCGCUUACUAAAGCUGCCUCUAUGACUGUGACUGAAGCACGUCACCCAACGGCUUCAUUACGUUCUUCCAACCCUAGGGCUCGUGCAACAGGUCCCUCUACCUCUAGGGCUGGUGCAAGACGCUCAAUGGCUCCAGCUGCAUCAGGUUCUUCUAACCAUAGGGCUGGUGCAAAUUACACACCGCCAACAACUGCAACAGGUCCCUCUACCUCUAGGGCUGGUGCUAGUCACCCACAAGCUGAAGCUCACCGACCAUCAUUGGGCGAACUGUACCAUGAGGCGGUUGAGUUGCGGAUCAAUUUGUUGCUUAACAAUGAGCGUACCCGGCUGAUCGAGCUGAUGGAUUUAGUUUGGGAUUACGCAGAAUUCAAACGUCUACAAAAACUUGAGCGUGAAUAA